AUGGCCACUACACCCUUUGUGCGGGUCACGGCGCUCGCACGCAUGCCUCUGGCCGCCGCCGUCCGUCAUCAGCACUCUCAAGCCCGCCUCUUCACCAGCUCGUCGCGCGCCCUGCUGCCCUCGAGCUUCGCAAGCCCGCUGCCGUCGUACUUUCAGAAGCCGCGGCUGCCUGCCAACACGAUUGUGCGCUUCGUGCCCCAGCAGACUGCGUGGAUCGUCGAGCGCAUGGGCAAGUUCAAUAGGAUCCUCGAGCCCGGCCUCGCCAUUCUCGCGCCAUUUAUCGAUCGAAUCGCGUACGUCAAGAGCUUGAAGGAGGUGGCUAUUGAGAUUCCCAGCCAGAGCGCCAUUACUGCGGACAAUGUGACGCUCGAGCUUGACGGCGUGCUUUACACGCGGGUGUUUGAUGCGUACAAGGCGAGCUACGGCGUCGAGGACGCCGAGUACGCCAUUUCCCAGCUCGCCCAAACGACGAUGCGCUCCGAAAUCGGCCAGCUCACCCUCGACCACGUUCUCAAGGAGCGUGCCGCUCUUAACACAAACAUCACCGCCGCCAUAAACGACGCUGCCGAGGCCUGGGGCGUUACCUGCCUGCGCUAUGAGAUUCGCGACAUCCACGCCCCCGCCGCCGUCGUCGAGGCCAUGCAUCGCCAGGUCACGGCCGAACGCUCCAAGCGAGCCGAGAUUCUCGACUCCGAGGGGCAACGGCAGAGCGCCAUCAACAUUGCCGAGGGUCGGAAGCAGAGCGUGAUCCUCGCCUCCGAGGCCCUGCGCGCCGAGCGCAUCAACAUGGCCGACGGUGAGGCCGAGGCCAUCCUGCUCAAGUCGCGCGCCACCGCCCAGGGCAUCGACGCCGUGGCCCACAGCAUUUCCGAGGGCGCAGAGGGCGCAAAGGGGGCCGUCAGCCUGACUGUCGCGGAAAAGUAUGUCGACGCUUUCGGCCGCCUGGCCAAGGAGGGCACCGCCGUCGUCGUGCCGGGCAACGUCGGCGACAUUGGCGGCAUGAUUGCCACGGCCCUCAGCGUCUACGGCAAGGUAGGCGAAGCCCAGGCCAUGUCCAUGAGCAGGAAGGCGCUUGAGCAGCCCGCCUCGGGACAAGAGGACGUGCUCGACGCUGCGGCGAGCAAGAGGAAGCAGAUGAAGGAGACGGUGCUCGACGGCUUCAACCAAACUGCGGCUAAGAAAUGA
This is a messenger RNA of Hirsutella rhossiliensis, 1185 nucleotides long. Its product is annotated as SPFH domain/band 7 family protein. Gene Ontology annotation, cellular component: membrane. The record is from RefSeq and is a predicted model, not a curated record. Lineage: Eukaryota; Fungi; Ascomycota; Sordariomycetes; Hypocreales; Ophiocordycipitaceae. The transcript is spliced from 3 exons. The coding region runs from base 1 to 1185 and encodes 394 amino acids.